This is a messenger RNA of Myripristis murdjan (pinecone soldierfish), 1161 nucleotides long. Its product is annotated as methyltransferase-like protein 7A. The record is from RefSeq and is a predicted model, not a curated record. NCBI's taxonomy places the organism in Eukaryota, Metazoa, Chordata, Actinopteri, Holocentriformes, Holocentridae. Bases 126 to 857 code for a protein of 243 amino acids. The transcript is spliced from 2 exons. Gene Ontology annotation, molecular function: S-adenosylmethionine-dependent methyltransferase activity.
UGUGGCGCACGCCCCCUUCCAGAAGCCAGACAUAAACGUCGUCCCUUCUUGUUCACAGUGCAGCGCCACUUAAGUUUGGGUCGCCAAAGUGUCGUAAGUCAGAGUCUCUACGCCUCAUUUACAAAAUGAGCUUGCUGAUGAACUUUUUUACUUUAAUCGCCACGGUGAUCAGCUUACCUCUUCAGCUGAUCGAAGCGGUGGGCCUGUAUGGCGUAUACAAGCGUAUUUUCCCAUUUUGCUUGUACCGACUAAGUUUAUCAUACAAUCAGAAAAUGCAUGACAAGAAGAAGGCUCUGUUUAGCGGUAUCGCUGAGUUAAAAAAGCCUGGUCGCACGCUCAGUCUUUUGGAAAUUGGCUGCGGCACGGGCACAAAUUUUGAAUUCUACCCGUCCGAGUGCAAGAUAACCUGCGUAGACCCGAACCCUCAUUUCGAGAAAUUCCUGCAAAAGAGCAUGGCCGACAGUGAGCAGCACCUGACGUUUGAGAGGUUUGUGGUGGCGUCUGGGGAGGACAUGGGGGUGGUGGAGGAUGAGUCGGUGGACGUCGUGGUCUGCACGCUGGUACUUUGCUCCGUCAGCGACGUCCGUCAGACCCUGCGGGAGGUGCACCGCAUACUGAAGCCCGGAGGGGCCUUUUUCUUUCUGGAGCACGUUGUUGCAGAUCCCUCCACCUGGACCUACUUCUUCCAGCAUGUUUUGCAGCCCCUGUGGUACUACUUCGGUGAUGGAUGCUACCUUACCCGGAGCACAUGGAAGGAUCUGGAAGCGGCUGGUUUCUCUGAACUGAAGCUGACACACACUGAGGGACCGCUCAUCUUUCUUAUCAGGCCACACAUCGUAGGUCAUGCCGUCAAAUAGAUUCUGCAGCAGCAUCAACACCGAUAAAUGUUACCCUAUGCACACAAAAAAUGCCUUCACUCUCAUAGAAACCACUUUUAUAGACCGCUGAUUUUAAUUACAUAAACUUCACAUACUCAUGUUUUUCAAAGUUUGAUGAAUUAGCAUAUCUUAUCAGACUGUGUAAAAACCUUUGGUGUCCCCCAACUAAACAAUGUGUGUGUCUAGUGAGUUUGCACUGAAUUAUGUCGCCUGAUUUUAUUUUUAUCUACUGUGAAAUCACAAUAACACUCUUAAUAAAUGGACGUGUUUUGCCGUGAUAGUC